Alternaria ethzedia is the source of this 657-nucleotide messenger RNA. RefSeq lists its product as uncharacterized. Gene Ontology annotation, cellular component: cytoplasm. Gene Ontology annotation, biological process: N-acetylglucosamine metabolic process. The record is from RefSeq and is a predicted model, not a curated record. The transcript has 3 exons. Bases 1 to 657 code for a protein of 218 amino acids. NCBI's taxonomy places the organism in Eukaryota, Fungi, Ascomycota, Dothideomycetes, Pleosporales, Pleosporaceae.
AUGCCACACGAGGAGCUGCCGUUCUGGCUCGUCAACGUGCCUCGAGACCAGUGGCCGAGCGACUGUCCUGACUUCCUGAGGGAUAUUAGUGACAAAGACAAGGGCAUCAUCGGGACGCCUGACGAGGAGUACAGGGUGUUGAGGUGGGACGAGGUGCGGGCUAUUGUGGAUGGCAACCGGGUGGACAAGUUUCAUCGCUUGCCAAGUGAAUUGAGACGGUACCGGCAGUUUACGCAUCGGCUGGAAAGGGACUAUGGCAGUAUCAUGAACUUCAUUGUGAAUGAGCGGCUGAAGUGGGGAAGCAUGGAGCCGAGGGGCGCGCCGUUCCAAUUUGAUGAGGAUAUCAAGAUUCUGUACAACGACUGGCCGUAUGGUAUCGAUGCCGACAUUGUCCAUCUAGUCGUGUGGACCAAGUUUGAACUCGACGACGACCCCGACACUGGAUUGUCUACGGCCGAAUCACACAAACAGAUUGAUGAGUAUGUGCAAAAGACGUUUGCGCCCAAAGUCAAAGAGCUGGUGUGGUUCAAGAACUGGAAGAGCCUGAAGAGCGUGCAUGCAGUCGAGCACUUUCACGUCAUGCUGUACAGGCCGGAUGCAGCAUUUUUGAAGGAGAUUACCAACGGCGAUGUUCCGAUGACUGAGAAGUUUGAGUGA